UAUAGUGUCUUCCAUGGCGUCUGAGAGGCGAGAUCCUUUUCCUGUAAUCCAUGAAGAGAACGGCGUUUCUAUUAAGACCGGUACAGUGGGUAUCUAUUCUAGUCCUCGUUCUGGCCGUUUGGGUGUAUUACGGUCGCCGUGGCGUCGAGGAUAUGGCUGCAGAAGCGUCUAAUUCGAUUUACGAGCUCACCGUGAAGGACAUCCAUGGAAAUGAUGUGCCCUUGAACAAUUAUGCUGGGAAGGUUCUUCUGAUUGUUAAUGUUGCCUCUAAAUGCGGUUUGACACAAUCAAAUUACAAAGAGUUGAAUAGUUUGUAUGACCAGUACAAAGAUCAAGGUUUUGAAAUACUAGCCUUUCCUUGCAAUCAGUUUUUGCAAGAACGGGGGACGAAUGAAGAAAUUAAGGAGACUGUAUGCACUAGGUUUAAAGCUGAAUUCCCAAUUUUCGACAAGGUUGAUGUCAAUGGAAAGAAUGCGUCGCCGUUGUACAAGUUCUUGAAGUCACAAAAAGCCGGUCUGUUGCUCAAUGCUAUCAAAUGGAACUUCACAAAGUUUCUGAUAAGCAGAUCAGGGAAAGUCGUGGCAAGAUAUGGUCCAUAUACAUCUCCAAAUUCGAUUGAGAAAGACAUACAGAAUCUCCUUGCUGAAUGAGACUGUAAUGAUCGUGUUGGAAACAUUAGGUAGCUGAAGUUUCUUUGCUCGAAUUUUCAAUUGAAACCCAUGACUCGGAAUGCUCUUUCAACCAAGUUAUGUAGCACAAGUGAAGAAGAAUAAGAUCUUGAGCUGCCAUGAAUAAUUUCCAUGUUCUUCUUCAUUUAUAGAACCUCAUCUAAAUUAUUCGAACUUUCUUUCAUUUUUA
This is a messenger RNA of Andrographis paniculata, 858 nucleotides long. RefSeq names its product probable glutathione peroxidase 2. The transcript has 6 exons. Gene Ontology annotation, biological process: response to oxidative stress. Bases 51 to 650 code for a protein of 199 amino acids. Gene Ontology annotation, cellular component: cytosol. Gene Ontology annotation, molecular function: glutathione peroxidase activity. The record is from RefSeq and is a predicted model, not a curated record. NCBI's taxonomy places the organism in Eukaryota, Viridiplantae, Streptophyta, Magnoliopsida, Lamiales, Acanthaceae.